CUUCGCGGUGUUCGAUCAACGAUUCUCUUGCUCAUUGGUGAUUAUCUUGCGGAGUUUUCGCCGAGAGGUAAUUCUGUGCUAGUCGAUCUCUGUGUAAAGGAAUAUCUUAUUGGAGAGACAUGUCGUUCCUACAGAACUUCUUCAAACGUCACAUACCUGUAGUGAAGGCCGAGGAGGAAGAAGAGCAAGAAUUGGUGGAUCCACAGAAAGUGCUUCGUGAAGAAUGCGGUAAAUUAGCGAAAUGCAUGAGCUUUCAAGAGAAAUUGAAUACAUGCAACGACCGUGUGAAUUCACGAAAGAACACAGAGGAAACUUGCCUAGAGGAGAUUAUUGAUUACGUGGAGUGUGUAGAUCACUGUGUCGCAAAGACUCUAUUCAGCAAACUCAAGUAAUUGUGCUCCUGACAAGGAGCCAACUGUUGUUCACAAUGUUGUUAGUUUAAUUUCUCCUGAUCAUUGUAUAUAUACACAAUCCAAUAUUAGAAAUAAAAGAUAAACCUAAAAAUAGAGGGGCUUACAUCAGCACAUAA
Messenger RNA from Odontomachus brunneus, 529 nucleotides. It is a transcript of the gene UQCR-11, whose product is annotated as cytochrome b-c1 complex subunit 6, mitochondrial. Gene Ontology annotation, biological process: mitochondrial electron transport, ubiquinol to cytochrome c. The transcript has 2 exons. The record is from RefSeq and is a predicted model, not a curated record. The coding region runs from base 120 to 392 and encodes 90 amino acids. NCBI's taxonomy places the organism in Eukaryota, Metazoa, Arthropoda, Insecta, Hymenoptera, Formicidae.